Messenger RNA from Rubroshorea leprosula, 3758 nucleotides. Lineage: Eukaryota; Viridiplantae; Streptophyta; Magnoliopsida; Malvales; Dipterocarpaceae. The record is from the annotation of a GenBank genome assembly.
AGAAGCAUUAUUCACAGUUUCAUGGUAUCAGAGCCGCAAUUCGGGACCAAGUCUCUUCUCCAAUUUUCUUCUCCAAUUUUCGUUUUAUUCUCUAGGUCUCUAGGUUUUUAGUCUCUUCUCCAAUUUUCGUCUUAUCCUCUAGGUCUAUAGGUCUUUGCCAACCUCUACCUAUGGCUUCUUCAGAUUCAAAAACCUUUUCUUUAUCUGAUCCUCAACCUUCUACCCCAAUUCCUCUUUUUAAUGCUGUCCCACCCACCACACUCACUCCACCCACUCCAAGCCUUCCACCGACUUAUCAUGCCUCAUCCUCUUCCUUCUUUUCUCAUCCCGUGUUCACUGUUUCCAAUAUCAAAACUUUUGUUCCUGAAACCUUAACCCAUGACAAUUAUAUUAUUUGGAAGGAGUUGAUGAUUCCUGUCUUCAAAAGCAAGGGGGUAUAUGGCCAUAUUGAUGGUACAGAUCUAUGUCCUCCACCUUCUCAUCCUAAUCAUGCCGCCUGGGUACAGAUUGAUUACCAAAUUUUAUCCUGGAUUCAUGCCACUAUUUCCACAGAUAUACUGCAGAUGAUUAUUCAACCGGGUAAGACUCUUUCUGCCAAGGAAGCUUGGGAUGCCAUUCACACUUCUUAUCAGAGUCAGUUGGCUGCCAAAAAAAUGUAUGUUAAGCAAGGGUUCGUUUCUCUCCAAAAACAAUCCGGCCAGUCUAUGUUCCAGUAUUUGCAAUCUGUCAAAAAGGCAGCAGAUAACAUGUAUGGUGUUGGUGAGUGUUUGACUGACAGAGACAUAGUAUUUCAGGCUCUUGCAGGACUUGAUGCUGAAUAUAGUGUUGCCAAGAGAACUAUUCCGCACAGAUCUCCCUUUCCUUCAUUUGUGGAGCUUCAAUCUUUAUUGCUUAUUGAGGAAUCAACACUGCAAAGAGAAAGAUCUACCAGUGCUUUCCCUUUUGCUAACUCCAGUGCACAACAGGUGUUGCAGACCUCGGUUCACUCUUCUGGUAUGGGCUAUCCAAUUCAUGAGGCAUAUUAUUCUGGAACUCAGUCCCGGCCUGAUUUCUAUGGCAUGAACCGAGGCCGUGGAAGCUUCUAUAGAGGUGGCCGUGGUCACAAACGCGGUGGUCGAGGCGGUCGUAAUUUGCGUGGCUCCUUCUCACAUUUUGAUCGUGGGUUCUAUCCUGGAGCACCCACUAAUCCAGGGCGUGGUUCCUCAUCUUUUCUGAAUACUGCUGGGCAUCCUUCCUCAUCGCAGCACUCAUCUUAUGGCCAUCAUUCCCCUCACUUCCGUGGCGGUAGUUUACCUCCAUUAUUGCCGAAUCCGUCCAUGGCAUCUCUACAUGUCACUGCUUGUCAACUUUGUGAUCAAUUGACUCACAAGGCUCGUGACUGCCCUCUGCUAAUUGGCACCAAUAUUGCCUCAAUGCCUUCUGCUCCGACGGCGCUCACAGCCACAACAUUCCCUAUCGCUCCGGACAGUAAAUGGUAUAUUGACUCCGGUGCUGAUACCCAUGUCUCUAGUACCCCUGGUAAUCUCUCCCACUCCUCUCCUUACUCCGGUUCAGAGUUUAUCCAGGUUGGCAAUGGUCAAUUACUUCCUGUCACUCAUUCUGGUAAUAUAGUGUUGUCAUCAUCUAGUCAUUCCUUUAAACUUAAUAAUGUGCUUGUCUCUCCGCAUCUUCGUAAGAAUUUACUUUCUGUUCAUCAGUUUACUAAAGACAACAAUUGUAGUGUGGAAUUUGACUCUUCUGGUUUUUCUGUUAAGGAUAUCCACUCGAAGAACGUCCUGCUUCGUUGCAAUAGUGCGGAGGGACUUUAUUCCGUGUCUAGCUCAUCUCAACGUCAUCCUAAGAUCCUUACUACUGCAGUUGUGUCUCCUGAUGUCUGGCAUCUUCGUCUUGGUCACCCAAGUUCAGCCUCUGUUACUCAAUUGGUUCGUCGUGGUUUAAUUUUGUCCAACAAUAAAGUUCCUAGUUCAAUUUCCUGUCAUGCUUGUCAACUAGGGAAGCAUACUCGACUUCCAUUUAGUGACUCCUUGUCAACUACUUCAGCGCCAUUUGAGUUAAUUCAUUCUGAUGUUUGGACUUCUCCUGUUAUGUCUUUUACGGCUUUUCUUAGAUUUUCUGCUUAUGUUUCUACUCAGUUUGGUGCCAGGAUUAAGGCUUUUCAAUGUGAUAAUGGCCGUGAAUAUGACAAUGCAAAUUUUGCUACUUAUUUUCAAACAAAUGGCAUUCAUCUUAGAUCUUCUUGUCCCUCGACUCCCCAACAAAAUGGGAAAGCCGAGUGGAUGAAUCGAACAAUCAUAAAUAUGGUUCGCUCUUUACUUUUUCAAGCAAACUUGCCUAGUGAAUUUUGGGUGGAAGCUCUUUAUGUAGCUAUUCACUUAAUUAAUAUUUUACCUUGCUCUAGGCUACAUUUUUCCACACCUCAUGAGGUUUUAUCUGGCACAGUGCCCUCCUAUAAUCAUUUACGACCUUUUGGUUGUGCUUGUUAUCCUAACCUGUCUGCCACUGCUGCCCACAAAUUGGCUCCCCGUUCCUCUUUAUGCAUCCUUUUGGGAUAUCCUAGUCACCAUAAAGGGUAUCGAUGUCUUGACUUAAAAACCCAGAAAAUUAUUUUAUCUAGACAUGUUACCUUUAAUGAAACAGAAUUUCCCUACUCUCCCUCUAUGCCAUCCCAUUCUCCCUCAUUUUUCCGGACUCCCUUUCAUUUACUGGACAAUACCUCUCCUAGCCCAGCCAUGCCACCUACUAAUCCCAACUUUCCUAGCCCAGCCAUGCCUUCCACUAGCCCAACUUGCCCCGGCCCACUCUCUCUUGGCCCACCUUCACACCAAACUACCACACCCACCAGCCCCACACCUAUCGCACCCACCAGCCUUCUCCCGAUUUCUGCCUCCGUCGUCCCCAGUCCUGUGCCGCCACCUGCUGUCUCCUUGUCCCUGUUCCUGCCAGAUCUGCAUUCCCCAUCACCAUCCUGCGGUGCUGCGCCUCUUGCUUUCGCCCGAUCUGGGUCUGCACCUGAUGCUUCUCUCUCCGCUGCUUCCAUUGGUGAUUGCCCUGGUUCUGAUGAUUGUUCUGUUUCGGCUCCUGCUGCUGCCCCGUCUUCUUUCGUUCCCUCUGCUUCCUCGGCUCAUGUUCCUCAACGCACCCAUAGCAUGGUGACUCAUUCACAGGCCGGUGUUAGGAAGCUCAAGAUCUUGCCAUCUCUGCUUCAUACAUCUACUGAUUUGCAGGAACCCAGGACUUUUAAACAAGCUUGUAAUCUUCCAGAGUGGCAACGGGCUAUGCAAGAGGAAUUUCUGGCUCUACAGCGCAAUCACACUUGGGUUUUAGUUUCUCCUCCAUCCGGUGCUAAUAUUGUGGGAUCCAAAUGGGUAUAUCGUUUUAAACAGCGAGCUGAUGGCAGUAUUGAGCGUUAUAAGGCUCGCCUUGUCGCGCAAGGGUAUACACAGCAGCCUGGGAUUGAUUAUGAUGAGACUUUCAGUCCGGUGGUCAAGCCCGUUACCAUCCGCACGGUUCUUACACUUGCUAUUUCCAAGUCUUGGCCAAUUCAUCAACUUGAUGUCCAGAAUGCCUUUCUCAAUGGGUAUUUAUUUGAGCCUGUUUAUAUGUCUCAACCACCUGGCUUUGUUGAUCCGUAGUAUCCAGAUCAUGUUUGCCUUCUCCAACGAGCCCUUUAUGGUUUGAAACAGGCUCCUCGUGCCUGGUUCCAGAGGUUUGCUGCUUUUCUUCAUUCCUGUGGCUUUGUUCAGGCAUAUUCUGAUUGC